AUCGGCAACGGAGACGCAGAGAUGCCCUUCGAGCGCAGCCAGCGCCAGAGAAAGGACGGGGACGACGAGGAAAACAAGAAGAAUACGUACGAGGCGGCGAAACAGCAGCUCCCCACCCACACCAAGAAGCUGAUGACGCUCAUCGUGAAACAACUUCUCCGUUGUGCCCAGCAGAACCGCGACAUGAGCAGCGCUAUCUUGGACACAUGGGUCCUCAAAAGCGACAUCCCGCUCAUCCUUCGCAUUCAGGAGCAGACAGCCGCCUACGGCAAGGAGCUCCAGCUAGAGGACCCGCUGAAGACCCAGCUCACGAAAAUGUUCACGGACUACGACAACUACGACAACGAGCAGAAGUCCGAGCUGGCGCUCUUCUGCAAAGUCGACCGCAUGUACGAGAAGGAGAAGAAGGGGUUCACACUCGCGGUCCGCGAGCCACUGUCUCGGGGAUACCUGAUGCAGGCGCUGAAGACGACCUCGGCCAAGAGGAAGUACGGCAGAGCCCCAGCGACGCACAUGGAGAGGGAGCUUCAG
Molecule: messenger RNA, 531 nt
Organism: Prorocentrum cordatum
Lineage: Eukaryota; Dinophyceae; Prorocentrales; Prorocentraceae
Source: the annotation of a GenBank genome assembly